Molecule: messenger RNA, 684 nt
Organism: Dendrobium catenatum
Lineage: Eukaryota; Viridiplantae; Streptophyta; Magnoliopsida; Asparagales; Orchidaceae
Product: non-specific lipid-transfer protein 3
Exons: 2
Coding region: 83-439 (118 amino acids)
Biological process (GO): lipid transport
Cellular component (GO): membrane
Molecular function (GO): lipid binding
Source: RefSeq, a predicted model, not a curated record
CCAAACCAAACACAUUGACCCAACCCAUUUACAAAUAGACCAAACACCCAUAACAUCCUUCCAAACACCAAUUACUGAACAAAUGGCCGCCAACGCUUCUAUUGCGCUAAUCACAUUGCUGGCUUUGGCAACGGCCGCGGCCGCUGCCGCUGCCGCACCGAGAUUAUCGUGUUCGGACGCGGUCUCGGCGCUAAUACCUUGCGGGUCUUUUUUGAUUGGGUCUGCCGGGAAUUUUCCAACUAAGGAAUGUUGCCAGAGCGCGCAGGAGCUUAAUAAAGCUGCCGCGAGGAAAGCGGAUAGACAAACGCUUUGCAAGUGUUUGGAGCAGUUGGGUCCGUCGUUUGGCGUGAAGCCUGCGUUUGCUCGGCGUUUGCCUGUUUAUUGCAAGCUUCAGCUUACGAUACCUAUUAGCACCAACGCUAAUUGCAGCCAGGUGUGAGAAAAGAGCACUGAAUGAGCAUUACAGUUGCAGAAGUUGUUCCUACUUGUGUUUGCUUAUUUGUUUUAAUAAAGCUCAAAGAGGAAGAGACUAAUGCUAUUAGCAAAUUAAUAAUCAUUAUUGUGGUGUUUGAUGUAGUUUGAAUAAUAUAUGAAAUAUAUAUUUGUAUUAAUGAAUUAUGAGUUCUUGUAAGGUAAACAACGAGUAAAUAUAUAGCCUAAUUGUCUCUCUGUGAGCUUCGUUCA